AUGAAUCCAUUAAGACUUCAAUUAUUCGCUAUACGGCCUCAGCCUCCAAACACAAAAGUUAAUGGAAAAUGUGAAAAGGUUGGCAUAGAUAAAUAUACUGUAGUUUCAUCUGAUAUUUCCAGGUAAAUAAAGAUGAUUUGAUAAAUGAAGAUGAUAAAAAUCUAUAUAAAAUUGUUUGUCGACGUUGUAAUUCGAUUAUUUUUCCCGAAGAUGUUGUGAUGUGUAUACAAAGUAUGUGAGCCCAAAAUAAAAAUAAAAAAUUCAUAUCCAAUUUUUGUAGAUCAGCCAUAUCAACUCCAAAUAAUGUCACAUCAAGGAAAAGAAAAAUUAGGAGAAGAAAAGAUUAGUUGGUGGUGGUAUACUGAAAAUGAUUUGAUUUUUGACACUGUCGGCUGGCAGACUAUAAAUAAGCGCAAAGUUUUGAUGUGUGGCGAUUGCGAAUUGGGACCGAUUGGGUUUAGAUCAGAAGAUAAUAAGAAGUUUUGGGUUGCUGUCGAAAGAAUGAAAUAUGAUAAAACUGCAUAA
Messenger RNA from Caenorhabditis angaria, 525 nucleotides. The record is from the annotation of a GenBank genome assembly. Lineage: Eukaryota; Metazoa; Nematoda; Chromadorea; Rhabditida; Rhabditidae.